Messenger RNA from Symbiodinium natans, 1176 nucleotides. The record is from the annotation of a GenBank genome assembly. NCBI's taxonomy places the organism in Eukaryota, Dinophyceae, Suessiales, Symbiodiniaceae.
AUGGAGAAGGCCAGCAGCCAAAGGAAAGGCGCGAACGGCAAGAAGGCAGAGGUGGACGUGGCCUCGGUUCUCAAGCAGCUGCCCAGUGACGACACAUUGAGCUGGGACAGCUACUUUGCACCUGAGCACCUCAAAGACGAGCUCAUGCACUUGGCUGAGUGCAUGAAUCCAGACUUCCAGCGCCGGUUAAAGGCACUUCGAGAGCACUGCCGUGCACGACCAAGCCAGAUCUUUCGUGGCCGAAAGAUGAUCUUGCUUCAUGGACCUCCGGGCACGGGCAAGACGCAUGCCAUGCGCAUGCUGGCAUCGCUGCUGAAUCUGCAGCCGUGGGUGCUGGAUGUCAAAGCCAUGGCGGACAGUUGGGAGGCGCGGAGCUUGUUCGACGAAGUACUGCAGACCAUUGGGAGCCUCAGCAGAUCUAUCGUCUUCCUGGAUGAGUGCGAAGGCAUCUUCCGAAGCCGGGGCCCAAUGAUGAACUACGCAUCCGUGACGGUCACCACCAAGGUGGAACUGAUCGACGACUUCUUGACGUGGGUGGACGGACUACAGGGACAGAAGGAGAGCCACGUCAUGGCGGGCGCUUUCCUUUGUUUGUCCACAAACGUUCUCGAGCACAUCGACCCAGCGGUGGUGUCUCGCAGCUCUUGCCUCAAGAUUGAUCUGCCCGGCCUACCAGAACGCCAGGCAUGGUGGGCUGCACAUGCCAAGCACCUGGUGAUGCCUGAGUUGGCCGAGUUGGCUUCCAUCACCGAAGGUCUGUCGUUUCGAGACUUGGCCCAGGUGGCAGAGAAAGUGGAGCGGGCCGCAGCAAGGCAUGCAGGCUUGGACGCUCAGGUGAAGCACUGCAGCAUCUCUCAGUACAGAGACGUCUCGCGGAAGCUGGCCGAGGAUAAGGGCAGCGCGGACACAGCGACCUCUCAGGAGCACCUCGCAAAGACUGGUGGGUGGCUUGCAGCUUUGCAAGCGGAGCAUGCCGAGCGGCAGAAGUUGGAAGCCAGGGUCAAGCAGUUGGAGGAGUCCUUGGAUGCAGGGUACUGCUACAUUGAGGACUCCCAGAUCCAUCAGAUCCGAGAGAAAACCUGGCCUCAGGAGACCGAGGUGGAAGGGCCUCUCCGGGGAUAUGUGCGUCCGCUUCUGCGAAAGUUCCGGGUCGUGUCUGACAGCAUUCUCAAGUAG